GCAAUAAAAAAGAAAAGACAUAAAAAAGUUGAAGUCUCCUAUCUAAAAGUGUUUACUCUUCCUUCAGGUUCUAGAGGAGCAAUCAUGACAAUUACACUCUCUCUUGUGUCUGCAUUUCGGACAAGUCAAAUGUUGUUGAAGCCACUUGUCGAUGCAAUGAACAUGGAACCCGUGGUUGCACUUAGGGAGCAGCCUGAGCUUUUCACCGGAAACAAAAUCUGA
Thlaspi arvense is the source of this 222-nucleotide messenger RNA. NCBI's taxonomy places the organism in Eukaryota, Viridiplantae, Streptophyta, Magnoliopsida, Brassicales, Brassicaceae. The record is from the annotation of a GenBank genome assembly.